Molecule: messenger RNA, 5821 nt
Organism: Uranotaenia lowii
Lineage: Eukaryota; Metazoa; Arthropoda; Insecta; Diptera; Culicidae
Exons: 8
Coding region: 259-1884 (541 amino acids)
Molecular function (GO): zinc ion binding
Source: RefSeq, a predicted model, not a curated record
AUUAAAGUUGUUUUUUAUUCGCGAGACGAUCAGUGUGAAAAAUGGUGACGACGAAAUUUGCUUUGUUUUUAAAUUGAUUGCGUGAAAAAUUCUGCUACAGCGUUUGAAAUUUGUCUGAGUUAACGAAAUAAGUAUCGCGGCGUUCGGUUGUGGUGUGAUCGUGGCAAACAUUGUCCGGAACCAGAGAGUUGGGAACAGCAGCCCUCGUCAAUCGGAGUGCAAAAGAUCCGAUACUUUUUUGAGUGCUAAUGUAAUAGUAUGGUAUCACGGUUCGAACGCCUAAUGGGGUGCUCCUCAAUCCCAAUAGGAGAACUCUCGCCCGAUAGCAACUCGCAGUGCUCGGGCCGGGGUGACUGUCUCAAUGGAACCUGCCUCUGUGAAAUCCGCUACACCGGAGACGAGUGCUCCGGAUUCAAUUUCCCGUAUCAUGCUGGUAUCUCUUCCGUGUUCUACUUUGUGGCGUUUAUCUCCCUGGUACAGUUGAUGAUCUGUAUCAUUGCCGAAUAUCAGAGGCUUAAGCAGCCAAGCUUUCUAAGAGCCUGUCGGUUGACGACCCAAAAGCUACUGUACUUUUUCGUCUUUAUCGCAUCGGUGCUGCGGGGGGCGUAUUUCACUACUCCGGAAACGCUCCAGCCAGCAUGGGUGUCUUAUCUUAUGUCGGCGUACUAUCCGUUGGUGAUGACCUGUGCGUCGCUCGUUGUUUGUUUGUGGGCUGAGAUAUUCCACCUGCGCGACAUCCGCUGGGAGCGGUCCCAGUUCCUGUCCAAGAGCUUUCUCGGCUUCCUGGCGUUCAACCUGCUGCCGUACAGUCUGUUUCUGGCCGAGAUUGCCUACUCGCAUCUGUUUUCCGGCCGCAAUACACACUUCUUCAACGGCUGCUACGCGGCCCUGCUGCUGAUCGUGGUCAUCUUUUUCCUCAUCUACGGUGUGGAGGUGUUUUUCAAGGUACGCGGCGGUUUCGUGUACGAUUUUGGCACCGUUCCAAACAGUGAAAAUGUGAACGCCUCCCAGCUGCACCAGUCACGGUUCGGUUUGCUCAGCCAGGCGAUUAUGUUGAUCGUCAUUAUAGGCUUCUUGACGUCGGAAACGUUGGGUGAUUUUUGGAAAAAGAAGGUACCAGUGUACUCCCGAAACUGGCACGACAUCGUCUUUCGGUUGGCAGAAGUCGGCGUGGCCCUGUGGUUUCCCUGCUGUCUAUGGAACUCGAUGGCCCCGGAACAGUUGUGGAUUCUGAAUCCACGCAAGUUGUUGACGCGUCAGAUCGACCCGGUUGCAGCCGGAGCCAGUAGUUCCUCGGAACCGGAAGCGUCUACAUCGACAGCCGAAGAGGGACAGUCGUUCCUGGCCAAGAAGGACUGCUGGAUUUGUUACGAUGGCGAAAAGCUUGAACCGCUGAUUCAACCCUGCAAAUGUACCGGCGAUGUGAGCUCGGUGCAUCACGAGUGUUUGCGUCGUUGGUUGGUGGAAAGUUGUGCCAAUUCUGAUACGGUAUUGAAGUGCAAAGUUUGCGAGUCACCGUACGAAAUCGAGCGGUCCAAUCGACUCGAUUGGGAGAAAGGCUUUACGAUACAGCACUGGGCCAAGACGAUCAUCAUCGUAACGCUGAUGUGCAUUACUGGUGCCGGCGCCUGGGUUAUCAUCCAGCUUAACGAAGACUCGUUCGUACGGGUUCUGGUAGCCGGAUUCGCCAUCAUUAUCGGGUACAUUCUGUUCAAGAUGCUCGGCGAAAAUACAGUGACUGCUAUCGAGCGGGCUAAGGUGAGCUCGAUCAAUAUCGUUACGUCAGCCAGCGAUUUACACGCGUGCAGUACCAACGGAAGUCGAGAUGAUGGCGGAGUGCACGAAAAACUCAACACUAUCUGUCAGGAUGUUGAGUGCAAGUAAACGAGUGAAGGUGUGACUGAUUCAAACAUAUAUAGCGUGUAGAUAGCAGCAGGACGACGUUAACGUGUGCAGUGCAGAAAUUAUGUUCAAAAACAAACUCUUUAGUUGACAGCAAAACGCGAAUUUAAUAACUGUAAACUCCCCACAAAACCACACCGGUAAAUAUUUAAUAGGAAAGUUUUAGUGCUUUUCCUAACCUGAUUAAUCCAAUCAUAUGCAGAUGUUUAUGAAGAAAGCUUUUUAUAUGUAUACUUUAAAAAAUCAGAAGCAAACUGUCGAGCAAAUGCGAACAAAUUACACAUUUGAAUAGGGUAACAGAAAAAGAUACAAUUCUGCAAAAGUUUUGUCCAGAUCAAUCGCUAGUAAAGUGCAGUGCUUGGAGCGAUGCAUUUAUGUUGUUGAUGUUGGCUGUUUUGUGUUUGGAUUAGUUGGAAAUUAUUUGAAAGUAACGUUUUCAAAACUCUAACAAACGUCUUAUUGGAGUGAUUUAUGAAACAAAUAUUUAUUAGAUUUUAAAUUUUACUUUUAACGUGAGCUCUUAUGCCAAAAACAGAAAAAAAAAUCUGAUGAGAAAACGGAAAGCGAACAUCACUUUUUGCAAAUUUCAACAAGUGACACGUCAUUUGCUCAUUGCUAUGUAGAUGAUAGACGAAAGAAGUGUUUAUAUUAGGAAACUUUAUUUUAGUUUGUACGACCUGAUAUUAUGAUUUUUCUUUACAAUCUUGGUUUAAAUAUUAACCCAACAAUGCUAGCGAUACUUACUACUUUAUAAUAAUAUAUUAUAAUACAACUAUUAGGUACUUCUACUUUAAAAGUAAUAGUUAUAGAGACUCUUCUUAGAUCCGUACUGAAUAUAAAAAAAAUAUUUUGUUUUUUACCAUUGUUGAAAACUGAUCGGAAAAGUAACUGCUACUGUCUUACAUCAAAGAUUAUCCUCAAUCAACUGUUUCUGACUUCACUCUAUGUACGUCACCCUACCGAAUCACUGAAAGCAAAAGCACAACAUCGACAGAUCCUGGUUGGUUCUUUGGUUCUCGAAUUGUCCACAUUUCAUUCGAUUCAUAAUUUUCUUUCAUUUUUGCACCAAUCUUAUUGCCUCAUGCAUGUAAGAUUUUUAUUUGUUAACUUUUGUAACCUUGCAUUUUUUACUUUCCCAGUUUUAUAAUUCUUCAAUUAUAUUAAAAUACGGUAGAGGACAAAAAAACAAUUCAACAUUCGAAAUCCCAAAAUGUAACCAGGAUCUGUUAAGGACUGAAUAUUUGACCGUGAUUGAAACGAUUUUCUUUCGAAUGGAAAAUUUAUGUGUAGUAGGAAAUUUCUAUUAGGAUUGGACGGUAAAUCCACGGAAAGCAGUACACCAUUUCUUGACUUAGAAUUUAAUUAAAAAAAAAAAAUUAAACACCAAAGGCACCGUCGUUCUGCAUCAGAAGGGUUUGGUAACCGACUAGUGGAAUUGUUGAAGCAGCAAAGUUAUUUAGGUAGGAGAUAUGAGGUCAUCAAUGAUAGGAAAUCGAGUUAGUAGGUUGAAUUAAUUCGGUCGAUCUUUAAUUGCAAAAUUAGUGACCAUCACGAUAUGAUAAAAAAAAAAGAAGUUGCAAAGGUAAAAUGGUUCCGUGAUCUCGAGUGUGAUAUGGGCAGAAUGUAGAGUAACAUUUCGAAAAAUCCCUCCUGUGAUUUGGUUUAGAGAUCAACUCCAUUCGAAAGAAAAUCGAAAUAAAUAUGUAUAGUUUAAGAUACUUCAACUCCCCAUAAUUGUGUUUUUGUGUAUUUUUUAUCACUUUUUGUCACACCUUUUUUGUAUUGUUGGACACGAAAAAGAAUCCUGUAAGUUUUUUUAAACAUCUAAUAAAAUCUGUUUCAAACUAAGUUUUUCCCAACCAAUCAUUUGAUCGAAAGUUAGGUACUUUCGCAUAAAUAAAAAGUUUAAAAGAUCUUGAAAAGUUGUCGACAUUACAAGCGUUUCGUGUAUCGAUAUGGAUGCAGUCUUCAGUCAGUCAUUAAUGUGUCCGUUUUUGUUUCCACUGUAAAGCUUUGUUUGGAAUCAGUUUUCGAUUGCACGUGUGUAAUAAGAAUUGAAAAAAAUCGUGAUAAUCUAAAAAGAUCAGUUGAUGCUAAUUGAUUAUUUUUUCUGAGAACAUAAAUGAAAAUUUAUAUUUUAUGUUUGGAGUGUUAGGAGAGGUAGAAAAUUUCUAUGGUUAGCAAUUGUUUGGAGAAUGACUACAAAAAGAAAAGAUUCAUCAAUAUUUACCGAAAAAGAAAAAAAACCUCCAGUCAACUAGAAGAGGUUGAGAUCGGAUCGUAGCUAUAUUUACUGGAUAUGAGAGAACAGAAACCAUUAUGAUCAAAUGCAUUCAAUGAACAACAAAAGCAUUAAUCUGAUGACACGAUUUUUCUCUGACGCAAACAAAUGUAUGAUAGGUACAUCAAACACAAUUCGAAAGUGAUUGGGAUUAUAAUAUGAAAAGAUAUAACGAAACAAAAUUGCAUCCGGACAAAUAUCAGAGUUCUAUUCUUAAUUAUUCAAAUAUAUCCUAUUUGAAGCAUGAAUAAACACAAGUAUCUUCUAAAAAUGAACCGAACGUUAGGCCUCGUUUUCACAAAAUUUCUAAUGGGAGUUAUUAAGCAAACACUAGCGACACCAUGUCCUCCAUAGAAAAGUUUCGAUUAGUUAGGGAGCUUUUGGAAAGCUUUCGAAAACGGCCAUACAUUUGUCCUAACUCCGAAACGUCAAAAAAUUUACCUGGCAAGGCGGAUUGAUGCGUGCAUAAAUGAAAUGUUGCACGCAUUAUAACAGUCGAAAAAUCGAGCAGUUCGAGCUUUUGUCUGCCUUUGUCUCCCUAAACUAAAUUCACAUAUGGUGGAAAGAGAAGCAUAUUGUUUGCCAGAUUUGACAGCUUAUUUGAAAGCUCCUGAAGAGCCUUCAACUGUUAUACAGACAUCAAAAGUCUACAUCUAGGGGCUUUUUCUAUUGAUGUGUGCAAUAAAUGCACUCAAAUUAUGAUUUUAAAAAUCAUUGAAUAUAGUGUUUUAAAACUUCUAUGAGUAUAAAAACAAGUUCAUUUCAUUUUAAAAAAAAUAUUCUGAUAUUUUGUAACUCUAAAUUAUCUUGAAAAGUGUGUAGAUUACGUAAAAAAUUUUAAAGAUGAACGCAUCAAUACGUUUACAUGAAUGGUGAGUUUUGUGAAAAAGCGGCCUUAGUUUGAUCAAUUCCUUCGAAAAUGCCCCCUCGACAAAUAAAAAGCUUAAACAAAAAAUGACUAAAAGAUAAAAUAAAGCUUAGUCCACACUAGGCCACUUGAACUGCGUUUUUUUUUGUGAAACGAACUUUAUUGUCUGUUUUUGUUGGAAACCUGAGACAGUCUCAGUGUUUCCCGAAUAAAAUGGGAAAGGCUGAGACCGUCUCGAGACGAACUGUCCCCUUGUCUAGACUAGCCUUAAGAGAGAACAUGACAAAAAAAUUGAGAAAAAGACAAACAUAAACACAAAAAAACAACAAACAAGACAGAAAAAAACAAAACAGAUAAAAAAUACAAAAACAAAACGCAGUUCUCGUAUCUUUAGUCUAUAUUCUCACUUCUUUUUUUCAAUUAAUUUAACGUUCAAUCCUCAUUGUUCAGAAUUCAUCAGCGUUCAACUUCAAAUUGCCAGUGAGCUUUAAUGUUGGUAGAAACCAUUGCCUUAGAGACGGGAAGAAAACCCCGUAUCCGAACUCUUCAACGGUUAUGACCCCGAACAUUUGGUCCUUCGAGCCGGAUAAUUUUCGGACAAUACUUUCAAGAUCAACAGUGUUAUUAUUCUACACAUCUUUAUUGACCUUGUUUAGUGCUCUUCGGGGAGCGCAAUUUUUUGUAGCUUACUUUGCUGUUUUCAAUCGAUCCUUCAUAUAUCGUUACAAUUUUUCGAUAAGGAAUGAAAUAAAAUUACAAUUAAAUGAUAA